CACCACUCUAUAGGCACCAGGCAGAGCGCCUCUCAACAUCAGCCAGUGAUCAGUCUGGUGACAUACGGCUACAAGCAUGAACUACCCCUUAACCCUGGACGUGGACCUUAUCAACUACAACCUGGAGGAGAUGUACAAGGAACUAGGCAACUACAGCGACAGCACGGAGAGCCCCAUGGUGGAAAAUCAUGUCUGCUCCACAGUGGAGGGGCCCCUCCUGACCUCCUUCAAGGCCGUGUUCAUGCCAGUGGCCUACGGCCUCAUCUUCCUCCUGGGUAUGAUGGGCAACAUCCUGGUGCUGGUGAUCCUGGAGCGGCACCGGCAGACACGCAGCUCCACCGAGACCUUCCUGUUCCACCUGGCCGUGGCCGACCUCCUCCUCGUCUUCAUCCUGCCUUUCGCCGUGAUCGAGGGCUCCGUGGGCUGGCGCCUGGGCACUUCCCUCUGCAAAAUUGUGAUUGCGCUGCACAAGAUCAACUUCUACUGCAGCAGCCUGCUCCUGGCCUGCAUCGCCGUGGACCGCUACCUGGCCAUCGUCCACGCCGUCCAUGCCUAUCGCCACCGCCGCCUCCUCUCCAUCCACAUCACCUGUGCCACCAUCUGGCUGGCGGGCUUCUUCUUCGCCUUGCCAGAGAUGAUCUUCGCCAAAGUGAGCCAACCCCAUCACAACGACUCUCUGCCACGCUGCACCUUCUCUCAGGAGAACCGAGCGGAAACCAACGCCUGGUUCACCUCCCGCUUCCUCUACCACAUCGGAGGGUUCCUGCUGCCCAUGCUGGUGAUGGCCUGGUGCUAUGUAGGAGUGGUGCACAGGCUGUGCCAGGCCCAGCGGCGCCCCCAGAGGCAGAAGGCAGUCAGGGUGGCCAUCCUGGUGACGAGUGUCUUCUUCCUCUGUUGGUCACCCUACCACAUCGUCAUCUUCCUGGACACCUUGGCAAGGCUGAAGACCUUGAGCAAUGGCUGUGAGCUGAACGGCUACCUCUCCGUGGCCAUCACCAUGAGCGAGUUCCUGGGCCUGGCCCACUGCUGUCUCAAUCCUAUGCUCUACACGUUCGCAGGGGUGAAGUUCCGUAGUGACCUGUCGCGCCUUCUGACCAAGCUGGGCUGUGCCGGCCCUGCCUCCCUUUGCCAGUUCUUCCCUAGUUGGCGCAAGAGCAGCCUCUCUGAGUCAGAGAAUGCUACCUCCCUCACCACCUUCUAGGUCCCGGGGCCCUUUGUUUGUGCUUUCCUUGGCGGAUGCGCUGUUCCUGACGCCUCCUCCAACAGGACCUGGGAUCCUAAGAGCUUGCUGUGGCCAGUGUCCUCACACGGGGGCAGCUGGAUGAACCAACCCCUUUCCAGGUCAUUCCUGCCAUCUCUUCUUCUGGCCCCAGGCCUGGGCUGCAGGCCAGGGGGGCGGGCAGCCCAAAGACAAAAGUGAAGGAUACCUGUGCCCAGCUGUAUCCCCUGGGGCUGGGAUGACCCCACACACCUAGCUUCAUCUCAACCAUUGGAAGCUCAAGAAACAACUUUUACUUCUGCCCUGGCCCACUGGGGGAGUCGGUCCCCUCACAGAAUGCACCGCAUCAGCUUAUGGACCACCGACCUGCACCACCACCCACCUCUCCUCUCGCCCCACCUGCCGAAGGAAGCCGGAGGCCGAGCACUGGGCAAUGGAUGGAGAUCAAGGCUGAGGAAAGGCCACCUGGCGAAAGAGUGUGGCCUUAAUGUCUCGGUCACUAACAAACACAGACUUUCUGCCAGGCCACCAGCCCGGCAGCAUCUUGACCAAGCAGGAAACUCAGACCGACUCAAUCCCGGAAGCUGCUUCUGGCCCUGACCAAAAUGGCGCUGGGCCAGCCCCACGUCACUGGGCUCUGGGAGGUCUGCAGACUGAAGGCAGACUCCAGGUGCCCUCAGAGACCAGCCAGCCCAUGUCACACGGAAGAAAUAAGGCCCAGCCAGCAAGAGAAGCCACUAUAAGAAAAGAUUCUCCUUCCUCAGUAAAAACCAAAGCCCACUGUCUCCUCUGCCCGGUGUAGAGAGGGCUAAGGGCAGCCGGGUCCAGGGUCCUGGUAGGUGUGAGCACUGAUAAGGUAGGAGGCCAACUGUUUCUUCCCACCCCCUUUCUGCAAGCUACACAGCAGAGGGAUCCCCAUCACAAGAAGGGAGCACUGCGCCGAGAGUCAGAACGGAGAUGGAGACCCCCCUACCCCGAGAGGGAUCACAGACUGAAUGUGGUCAUCACAUCCAGCCCCCUGCCUGCAGGCCAAACCCAGAGCUUGCCUGUCUCUCCGGGCCUCAGCAAGAGGCGCGAGGCAUCCCCUUCAUCUAGGCAG
This is a messenger RNA of Hyaena hyaena (striped hyena), 2318 nucleotides long. It is a transcript of the gene CXCR5, whose product is annotated as C-X-C motif chemokine receptor 5. Bases 77 to 1201 code for a protein of 374 amino acids. Gene Ontology annotation, biological process: G protein-coupled receptor signaling pathway; B cell activation; immune response. Gene Ontology annotation, cellular component: membrane. Gene Ontology annotation, molecular function: C-X-C chemokine receptor activity. Lineage: Eukaryota; Metazoa; Chordata; Mammalia; Carnivora; Hyaenidae. The transcript has 2 exons. The record is from RefSeq and is a predicted model, not a curated record.